AUGAAUGCAAGUAUUUCUUUGCAGAGGGAGGACGGGACCUAUAAAAAUAUGGAAAUCCUAAAAUACCAAAAUCCUGAAUUUCUGAAAUCCUGGAAUACACUGGAUGAAAGGAAUAUCGUGUGUGACGACAUGAUUAUUUGUUUACACUUUUAA
Messenger RNA from Cetraspora pellucida, 153 nucleotides. The record is from the annotation of a GenBank genome assembly. Lineage: Eukaryota; Fungi; Glomeromycota; Glomeromycetes; Diversisporales; Gigasporaceae.